UAAAUUUUAGUUUUAACUUUGAUUAAGACUCAGAUCAUUUACAGCUUAUAUUUUUGGCCGUUAAAAGUAUUUCACUCUUAAAAGUCGAAUGUUUGUUUUUUUAACAAAAUCAUGAUCAUUUUCUGUACAGUUUUAGUGUUGAUUUUAUAUGCAAAUCUUGUAUCAACAGACAUCGAGGAUCUAACAGAACAACACGAAAAAGUUGCUUACGGCUAUUCGUAUCAUGAACCAGACGAAUAUCCUUUUUUCGUUUCUCUUCAAGAAAAAUAUCCCUCUAGCACAACAGGAUACCGUCACUUUUGCGGUGGAUCCUUAAUAGGUAGGCAAAUCGUGGUAACAGCAGGUCAUUGUGUUGAAGAUGAAGAUGACAUUGAUGAAAUUCGGAUUUUACCAAACUAUCGAAAUUCGCCUUUUAUAGAGGAGUGGGAUCUAACCUUCAAAAUUUCACGUUAUGUGAUACAUCCAUAUUAUAUGCGGUCAAACAACGUCUCUAAAAAUGACAUUGCUGUUAUACUAAUGGACCAACCUGAUCCUCGACCUCGUGCAACUAUCAGACUACCCAUCACUGAAACUGUACCUCUUUGUGAACCAGUUACAUUAAUAGGCUUUGGCUUAAUUGAAACCGGUGUGUUGCCAGAUGAAUUGCGGUCAGCGGUUUUAUUCAGGCUUACUGAUGAAAUGUGCAAUCAUUACAACUUCCCUGGUGAUUUUACUCCAGUUUUAGAUCUUUGUACUGCUAAUGCCAUUGGAUCGGGUGUAUGUAACGGUGACUCAGGCGGACCUUUAAUUAGGAAACUUGGUAAUAAUAGUUAUUUACAGGGUGUAGCAACUAACUCAGCCGAUGAAUGUGGCAUUGAUCCCAUUACUAAUUUUGUUAAUGUUCCUCAGUAUUUGACUUUCAUUAAUGCUGCUAUGGUACUAUUAACUCGUGAUGAAUUGAAAUCUAAUCAAAAUGAAUAUGUUCAACAUUCAAUGGACUCAAAUGAUUCAAAUAUGACAAAUGAAAUGGCCGAAUUAAAUUCAUUUAUUGUAUCAUUGGAACAUUAAAAAUUUUGGUUUCUUUUCGAGAUUCAAUUCAAGACAGGAGUCACAGGAUUUUUUAAA
Messenger RNA from Tetranychus urticae (two-spotted spider mite), 1104 nucleotides. The record is from RefSeq and is a predicted model, not a curated record. Lineage: Eukaryota; Metazoa; Arthropoda; Arachnida; Trombidiformes; Tetranychidae.